AUGCAAUUAUAGCAUUGCAAGUUUCCGAUAAAAUAUACAAUAUUCAAUAAAAAAUUAAAAAAAAACAGAUAUAUUUUUAAUUUAUGUUGUGUAGUUAAUGUUAUUGUGCAAAUAAACAUUACGCAAAUUUAAUAACACCGUGAGGGCUAUCCUACAAUGUCCAUUAAUUCCGGCUGCAUUGAAGAUGAGCGUAAUAAGAUACCAAGAAUCAUGACGUUCCGGCCUAGCUAUGAGGAAUUCAAGAACUUUUCCAGUUAUGUUGAAUACAUGGAACGUCGUGGGGCUAAUUUAGCAGGCUUAGCGAAAGUGAUACCACCACGAGAAUGGGUUCCACGCAAAACUGGGUACCACAUAGACAAUAUUAACAUGACUAUACCAGCGCCCAUAUGCCAAGUAGUAUCAGGUAAGCAAGGUGAAUAUCAACAAAUUAAUGUUCAAAAGCGUUCUAUGACCUUGCGGCAGUUUAAAGAAAUGGCAGAGUCAGAACGUUACCAAACUCCGAGACAUUUCGAUUACGACGAUUUAGAACGGAAAUAUUGGAAAAAUGUAACCUAUAUUGCACCAUUCUACGCAGCAGAUGUAAAAGGUUCUCUAAGCGAUACGGAUUUGCGAAUUUGGAAUAUAAAUUGCCUUGAUACUAUAUUAAAUUAUGUUAAUAAGGACUAUGGCAUUGAAAUUGAUGGCGUGAAUACAGCUUAUCUGUAUUUUGGAAUGUGGAAAAGCUCUUUUGCAUGGCAUACUGAAGAUAUGGAUCUGUAUUCCAUAAACUACCUCCACUUCGGUGCCCCAAAAACUUGGUACGCUAUACCACCCGCAUAUGGUAGACGUUUAGAAAAAUUAGCGAAUCGACUUUUUUAUGAAAACUAUCAGAAUUGUAAUGCGUUUCUGCGCCAUAAAAUGACACUUAUUAGCCCACAAGUGUUGCGUCAAAAUAAAAUACCGUUUAAUAAAGUCACCCAAGAAGCGGGUGAAAUCAUGAUAACAUUUCCUUUUGGUUACCAUGCCGGCUUCAAUCACGGUUUUAACGGUGCAGAGUCAACAAAUUUCGCAUCAAAACGCUGGAUUGAAUAUGGCAAACGUGCAAGCAUAUGUAAUUGUCGCAAGGACAUGGUUAAAAUAUCUAUGGAAACAUUCGUUCAGCGCUUCCAACCGGAGCGCUAUGAAAACUGGCUUAAAGGAAUUGAUUUUGGUUGCCAUCCAGAAGAACCUGGAAAAAUUUGCGCAGCUCCUCCACCCACCAUCAACAAAUAUCAUUAUUCAAAGAGAAGACGAUCAGAGUCAACCGAGUCGAUAGCAUCACAAAGUACAACUCAAAAAACUAAAGAUACAAUGCAGAAACGUGGUUGUACUUCAUUAGCUGUACAGGAAGAUGCUGCCACGAAUGCGUGCUUUGCGAAAGUGCCCAAAAUUAUAUUAACAAAGAUAGAUAGCGCCAGCAGUAAAAAUUUAGAUGUUAAUGCAAUAGCAAUGGUGCGCCUCAAAAAGAUUUGGAAUAAUAUCCCAUGCGAGAAGGACGGUAAGAAUUUGCUUACCAAUGGCAUAAUAAAAAAUACCAAACGAAUGCGUUUUCAAACGAAAACCAUCAAACUGGAUGACGAAGACUAGUCUUACGAAAAAAUUUAUAUGCUCGUAUAAUAUAUAAGAAUUAUGUAUUUAGGAUAUGUUUUAUAUACGUAUGAUGAGACUGUUACCUCAAUUAGUGUAUUAAGACCACGGCAGUUCUAACAAACAAUUCAGAUAGAAUUUCAAUACUUCUAAAAUAGAUUUAUGUGUAUACAUAGUAGCAGUAGAAUUUCAAUUUCAGAAAGUUGUUCGUACCAUCAAACAAAUUUUAUAAAUAUAGUUUUACGAUUGGACUUUAAAAAUCGAAAUUUAUACCUAUGCAUCAGCGUUAAUACUCGUAUACUGAGCUUUUGUAAUAAUUUUAUAAGCGAGGCAAUAAUGCAUUUGAUUAUUUUUCUUCAAUCCAAUAUUCGCCGCACAUAAAGUUGUAUAAAUAGUAUCGAUGGUAUAUAUACAAAAAUCAUUUAUUAUAUUUACUAAUAAGAUAUUCACAUGAGCAUGCCGUAAGCUCCACUGUCGUGAGAACGCCUGUUUUAGUUGGGAUGCUCUCGAUAUUUUUUUGUUCACAAUCUUAUACAAUUGCCAUAGAAAGUAUUUUUCUUACAUGUUUAAAAUAUGUACUAUAGGUACAUAUCUUCUGCUCAAAUAUGAACGAGACGGUAUCAAUAAAACGGUCCGCGGAUGACAUAUGGCAAAAAUAAAUUUUUUGUUUUUUGGUAGGACUGUUAUAAGCUUACAUGGCAAAUUUCAGCGUGAUAUGUCACAUAGUUUGUUUUCUGUGCUACUGUAAACAAGUCAAGCUCGAGUGUGUUCUUCGAAUUCGCUUUUAUGACUUCAAUUGUCUCAAAAUGUUUUCCACGGAGCGGCAACUUGAGCUUAGGAAACAGGAAAAAGUCACAUGGAGCCAUAUCAGGCGAAUACGGUGCUUGCGGAACGAUAUUAACAUUAUUUUUGUUCAAAUAAUCGCGAACAAGACAUGAUGUGUGAGCUGGUGCAUUAUCGUGAUGCAAGAACCAUGACUUGUUGUCCCACAAUUCCUUCCUUUUAAGACGAAUGUUCUCGCGCAAACGCUUUAAAACGUCUAAAUAAUAUUCAGCGUUAACCGAUUUUGCGAUUUGUGCGAUUUUCAAGCACAAUUUCCUUUACUUUUCCGAUGUUUUCGUCGUUUACUCAUGUUGCUGGACGACGUUCAUGAGGCAAGUUUUCAACCGAUGUACGGCCCUCUUUGAACGAUUUGUACCACUGGAAAACACGUGCACG
Anastrepha obliqua is the source of this 2823-nucleotide messenger RNA. It is a transcript of the gene Kdm4A, whose product is annotated as probable lysine-specific demethylase 4A. The record is from RefSeq and is a predicted model, not a curated record. Gene Ontology annotation, biological process: chromatin remodeling. Gene Ontology annotation, cellular component: nucleus. NCBI's taxonomy places the organism in Eukaryota, Metazoa, Arthropoda, Insecta, Diptera, Tephritidae. Gene Ontology annotation, molecular function: histone H3K36 demethylase activity; histone H3K9 demethylase activity. The transcript has 3 exons. Bases 157 to 1605 code for a protein of 482 amino acids.